AUGCUGGUUCCAGUUCAACCGGACCAUCCUGGGCUCAUGAUCAAAGACCCGGGGUCGUGCUCCGCUAGGCGAGGUCCUCCCGAUUCUUUAGUUGAAGCAUCAACUGUAGAAGCUUUCAUCCGCAAACUGAAUGAGGCCGUGGGUGAUAACAACUCAAAAGAACAUCCCCACCAGCACGCCGACUGUGAGCCAAGAGACGAACCACAUCACAUCCAACUCCGGUUUGCCUACAGUGGGCAGGGAAAGCCUGCCGCUUCCCCCAUACGAAUACGCGUCGCAACUAGUGGCCAGAGCAGAACAAGAGUUCGGCGACUGCCAUACUUUCCUUCGCAAGUCAUUCUUAAGGCGUUUCCAUGCCACAUACAAUGGCCAUCAGUCUGA
Molecule: messenger RNA, 381 nt
Organism: Clonostachys rhizophaga
Lineage: Eukaryota; Fungi; Ascomycota; Sordariomycetes; Hypocreales; Bionectriaceae
Source: the annotation of a GenBank genome assembly